AUGGUCAAAGCGAAGAAGUUGUUACUCAAGCACGUCAAUGUUUUCUCGUCAAACGAAGCUGACAUAGGAAAGACUGGCUUAGUUCAACACAAAAUAAACACAGGACAAGAAUUGCCUAUUCGUCAGCGGCCAAGAAGAUUGCCUGUAGCACGUGAAAAGGAAGUGGAAACCAUGAUUGAGGGAAUGGUGAAGGAUGGUGUUAUUGAACCUUCAUCUAGUCCAUGGUGUUCACCUGUGGUACUGAUAAAGAAGAAGGACGGCAGCAUGUGGUUUUGUGUUGACUACCGCCGCCUGAACGACGUUACAAAGAAGGACAGCUAUCCCUUGCCAAGAAUUGAUGACACGCUGGACAUGCUUACAGGCGUAAAGUGGUUUAGUACGCUGGAUCUGAAAAGUGGCUACUGGCAGGUUGAAAUUGACCCUAAGGACAAGGAGAAAACUGCAUUCUCCACAGGAAAGGGUCUGUGGCAAUUUAAAGUCAUGCCGUUUGGAUUGUGCAAUGCUCCAGCAACGUUUGAAAGGUUGAUGGAGCUUGUACUUACCGGGCUAAUUGGAGAUGCCUGUCUGGUCUAUUUGGAUGACAUCAUCAUCGUAGGCCGUACGUUUGAGGAACACCUUCAAAACCUGGAACGCGUGCUCAUGAAGAUCCAGAGUGCCAACCUCAAGUUGAGUCCGAAGCAGUGCUCACUAUUCAAACGGCAAGUUAGUUUUUUGGGGUAUGUAGUGUCGGAAGAAGGUAUCCGCACAGAUCCAGAGAAAAUUGCUGCUGUCAAGGAGUGGCCGGUCCCAAAAGACAAGACACAGGUUAGAGCAUUUUUGGGUUUGUGCUCUUAUUAUCGGCGAUUUGUGAAGAACUUUGCAGAUAUAGCCAAACCUCUGCACAAGCUAACCGAGGAGAAGCGACAUUUCUGCUGGGAUGAAAGUUGCGAUAUUGCAUUCCAGGAGCUCAAGAACCGUCUGAGCAAAACACCUAUUUUGGGGUACCCUGAUGCGGGCAAGGAAUUCAUAGUUGACACAGACGCAAGUGAUAUAGGACUUGGCGGUGUGUUGUCUCAACGGAAUGGUGAUCAAGAGCUUGUGAUAGCGUACUUCAGCAAGUCGUUGUCAAAGCCGGAAAGGAACUAUUGUGUCACAAGACGGGAAUUGCUUGCUGUGGUAAAGUCCUUGCAGCAUUUUAGCAAAUAUCUUCUAGGGCGGCAAUUCCAUUUACGAACUGACCAUGCUGCACUGAAAUGGCUAUUGCAGUUCAAAAAUCCGGAAGGACAAGUUGCGAGAUGGAUUGAACUACUGCAGGAAUACGACUUUGUGAUCGAACAUCGCAGCGGGAAAUCUCAUGGCAAUGCAGAUGCAUUGUCAAGAAGACCUUGCCCUGAAGAUUGCAAGCAUUGUACUAGGCAAGAGGGUAAAGAAGUGGUAUCUGCGAGGAUAUUCAGGACAGACCAGCUCAGCAAUGAAUGGAAGGACAACCUACAACAUGCACAGCAGGAAGAUUCGGACAUUAAGCCGAUUCUGGAAUGGAUUAAGGCCAGUGCUACUAAGCCCAAGUGGAGCGACGUCUCAGAAAUGAGUUCGACCACGAAAAGCUAUUGGGCCCAAUGGGACAGCUUGCUGAUUCAGGAUGGAGUCCUGUGCCGUAAAUGGGAAAAUGGUCGGGGAGACAGGUGUCAUUUGCAAAUGAUUGUCCCUAAGGCUAAAGUGCCGGAUGUUCUACAGCUGUACCAUAGUGGUUGUUCAGGAGGCCACCUGGGAGUUAAACGAACUCUCCUGAAGAUCCGAGAACGGUUUUACUGGGUCCACUGUCGUGACGAUGUCGAGGACUGGUGCCGCAAAUGUACAAGUUGUGCGGCUGUAAAGGGACCUCAAAUUCGUAGUAGAGGCGCAUUGAAAUUGUACAAUGUUGGUGCACCAUGGGAGAGGAUAGCCAUUGACGUUGCGGGGCCGUUUCCAGAAACUGAAAGUGGUAACAAGUAUUUCAUGGUUGUGAUGUAA
This is a messenger RNA of Parnassius mnemosyne (clouded apollo), 1989 nucleotides long. The record is from the annotation of a GenBank genome assembly. Lineage: Eukaryota; Metazoa; Arthropoda; Insecta; Lepidoptera; Papilionidae.